This is a messenger RNA of Drosophila eugracilis, 2639 nucleotides long. RefSeq names its product SRSF protein kinase 3-like. Gene Ontology annotation, molecular function: protein kinase activity; ATP binding. The record is from RefSeq and is a predicted model, not a curated record. The coding region runs from base 293 to 2548 and encodes 751 amino acids. The transcript has 4 exons. Gene Ontology annotation, biological process: regulation of mRNA processing; spliceosomal complex assembly; protein phosphorylation. Lineage: Eukaryota; Metazoa; Arthropoda; Insecta; Diptera; Drosophilidae.
CCAGAGAGUUUAUAUAUAUAUAUAUAUUUUUUUUUUGAGAUCACAAAGGGAUAUCUCUCGGAAGAUUAUCCCAAAAUACUAACUAAAAUUCAAGGAGCAAAUAAAACCAAAAACAUCGAACUUGGACAAGUUUUGAAAACUCGUAAUAUUCAGGCAUAAUAUUCCGGCACAGACGACAACAUAUUCUCUUUAUAUCCUUUCUAACAAACUGAAAGGAUUCUUUGCGAGUAUUCCCUGAUAUUAACAACAAAAGCCUAAUGGCCAAUAACUUGCCAUUAUUUUUCCGAUCGUAAUGAAACGUUACUUUAAAAUGCCAUGCGGCCUUACUAAUGAGCCAUCUACUUCGGAAUUAAUAAAAGAAUCGAAAAAGCUCUCUAAGGAAAUGGACCAACAGUUUGAAGAGCUAGAGCAGCAUUGUGAGAAAUUCAGAAGGGAACAUGGUAAUCUAGUCGCAGAGACCGAGGAGCGUUUUAAGAAUAAACAAACUACUAAACCGAUCAACUUGAAUAGGCCAGAUGAAUUGGAACGUCUACGCGAUGCGUUUAGUGAGGCAGCCGAUAUGAUUUCUCGAUCGAAUUCCGAGUGCGAUUCCAAUGAUGAAUAUUACGAUCCACGUUUGAGUUUUAAUAAAGGUCUAGAGGAGAGCUCCUCGGAGUAUCGUGCUGGUGGCUAUCAUCCGGUGGCCAUUGGUGAUAUAUUCAAUCAUCGGUAUCAUGCUAUUCGAAAACUUGGAUGGGGACACUUCUCUACCGUUUGGCUGUGCUACGAUUGCGCCAUGGAUCGUUAUUGUGCAAUAAAGGUGGUCAAAUCGGCUGACCACUUUACAGAAACCGCACGCGACGAGAUCCGAUUACUUUUGACUGUCGACAAGAACGGCAGCCACUCAAUGAGGGAGCGAAUUAUUGAAUUUAUUGAACAUUUCUAUAUAAGCGGAUCGAGUGGGACACAUCUUUGCCUGGUGUUUGAGUUACUUGGUGACAAUUUGCUAACCCUAAUCCGAAAAUCUCGAUUUCCUGGACUGCCCCUUGGGAAUAUUAAGCAAAUAGCACGACAGGUUCUCGAGGGCCUGUACUUCUUACACAACAAAUGUCACAUAAUACACACCGAUAUAAAGCCGGAGAAUAUACUUCUGGUGGCCAACGAAAUGACAAUACGGUCUCAGGUCAACCGGACAACCAAUGCCUUUCUCAAGGUCCAAGCUCAGAAACAAAAAUCUAGUUCUGCUCGUGGAAAUCUGAGUGACAGGCGUAGGGAAGCCAGUUCCAAUCCCUAUGAUAUGAAGAUGACCAAGACGGCCAAGAGGAGAAUGAGGGCCCGGUCGAAGAAAGUGAUCUCCUUUUUCGAGAAUCACCGCCGGUGGCUUCGCCGACAAGGCACCUUGGAUCUGCUGGGGAUGGCGUUAAAUGACCGCCUUUCACCAAUAACCGCCGCAUUGGGCGUCACCGACAUGCUGCCGUUUAUGACCUUUAACUUUGAUGGUCUGGUGAUCCUCAAAGAAACCGAUUUGGCCAAACUACAGAAUAUGGCCAAGGUCGAAAGAGUUGGCGAUAUGCUCGCUGUACAUCUUAACGACGACAGUCCCGAGGGGCAAGCAAAAAGACAGCGCAAAGUGAAUGUCAAGGAUAAGACCAUAGAACAGAUACUAGAAGAGAACUUGGAUCCUCUAACGCUCCUGCUCAAAAGUCCGUUGCAAUUUAUGCGCUAUGUACUGAGACAGGUCAUUAUAUCGGAUCGCGCGAUACAUGAAGCAUCCCAUAGUCUGAGCAGGAAUCAGCGGAAGUCCUUAAAUGGUCAUAGCCAUGGCCAUGGUCAUGGUCACCAACACCAGAAGAAGAAGCCGGGAUCAAAACCGAAUAAAAGCCCGGAUAGUAAAUUCAAAAGUAGGGGACCCGUUUUCAAUCUUUACCCUUUGGACCCAGCCAACGAGUACUGUAGGCUGAAUGUGAAAAUAGCUGAUAUGGGUAAUGGCUGUUGGUUCGAUCAUCAUUAUACCGACGAUAUACAGACCCGAGAGUACCGUUCCGUAGAGGUGAUUCUUGGCGCGGGAUAUAAUGAGACCGCAGAUAUCUGGAGCGCGGCCUGCCUUUUUUGGGAACUAGCCACUGGAACUUAUUUAUUCGAUCCCCAGUCUAAUCGUGGCAGCGCCAGUCUGGAUGAGGCACAUUUGGCCAGAAUCAUCGAGACAUGUGGUCCCAUACCCAGGGGUCUUGUCGAAAAUGGUGAUUAUUCUUCGGAUAUCUUUACCGAACAUGGCCAGCUACGCAAUAUUACCCAUUUGAAAUCCCGAAAAUUGGUCCCUAUCCUGGUUGAUCAAUACGGAUGGGACAUCCAGGAAGCCAGGGACUUUGUAGCCUUUUUGAAGCCAAUGUUGGAUACAGAUCCAAGCCGUCGGAUCUCUGCCCGCGAAGCCAUGGACGACUACUGGUUGUUGGACGAAUGGGUUGGGAGUGAGGAGGAAAAUCGUGAAAGGUAUCGAAAUAAGAUGCCGGGGUCUACGAGGAGCGAGGUCGAGGAGGAGCCACGACCAGGGACACCCGAUCCGAGGUAAAAUGAUUCGUUCCGUUCUUAGAAAACUUUCGAAUCCCCUGGCAGUAUCCUUUUAAAAACGCCAAGUUAAAUAAAGUGCGUCUGUAGUUGCA